Lampris incognitus (smalleye Pacific opah) is the source of this 1802-nucleotide messenger RNA. It is a transcript of the gene bloc1s5, whose product is annotated as biogenesis of lysosomal organelles complex-1, subunit 5, muted. The transcript has 5 exons. Bases 290 to 751 code for a protein of 153 amino acids. The record is from RefSeq and is a predicted model, not a curated record. Gene Ontology annotation, cellular component: BLOC-1 complex; transport vesicle. NCBI's taxonomy places the organism in Eukaryota, Metazoa, Chordata, Actinopteri, Lampriformes, Lampridae.
CUCAGCUGAUCUUCAUUCGCCUAACAGCAAUUAGCGGGUGGUUUUGUAGAUAGCAAAUGCAUCUAUCUGUACUGUUGCCAAACAUAUUGUAAUAUCAUAAUUGUAAAACUUUAUAGCCUACGUUAAAACCGACGACAUCGUUUGGCUGAGCAGCUCUAGCGCCUAUCCUUUCCAAAGAAACUCCAGUUUUUAUUCAGCCACUCGCUAGCUAGCUCUUUGGCUGGUUAGCUAGCCUAGUUCUACUGCCCUGGUUUACUCAUCACCGUUUUAUUUUCAGUAGAAUAGGAAAAUGGACAAGAUCGCCAAAGAUGUGGGUGACAUCCAAUCCAGACUCUUUGACCACAGACCCAUCACCCAGGGAGAAAUCCGCUACUUCGUGAAGGAGUUUGAGGAGAAACGAGGAAACCGGGAGAGCAGACUGUUGGAUAACAUCAAUAAAAUGGUGAUGGAGACCAAUGAAGCACUGCCAAACUGUUCAGAAGGCAUGCACGAGCACUUAUGCGAUGUCAUAACUCGAUUGGAGGCUGCUAAUCACAUGGCACAAAGAAUCCAGCAGAGGGAGCUAGAAGGCAACCAGAACACCCAGCUGCAGGCAAGCAUCGAGCGUCACAAGGAGGAGUGGGAGGAGUUUCUAAAGGAGCAGCAGAGGUUGAAGGAGGAGGUGGAUGAGGAGCACGCCAAGGCUGUGGGACGCCUCAGUGCCCAGUACAGUGAAAUGAGGAAGGACCUGAAAAAGUCCUCGCCAUUCUGAUCAUUCAAUGGCAGUGAGUGAGCAAGCGAACAAACGCCAUCAUCUGUGAGCGCUCUUGCUUGUUGUGGACAUGUGAACUGGGCUCGUAGAUCAGGCACGUGUGUCUUUGCACGCAUCUGUCACAACUUUGUGUGUGGCCAGUGCCCAGGGCCUGUUCUGCAUGUGUCUGGAUGUUUUCUUUGAUUGAUGUGGUGCUCAGGGAGUUGGCACAAAAACAAUUGAAAACCUGGGAGUGCUACCCAAAAGUUAACAUUUUCCAAAUCAGAAAUAUGAAAGUGUGAUUAACAAGGUGGCAUUUUCACAGGCCAUCAAAAUUAACAUUUUCUGUGUUCAGCGCAUGGAAUAUAUAAAGCAUGCCAAAGGUCUGGAAAAUGUCCCCCCUUUUUUCCCAAAUAAGCAUUUGCUUGACUGUUUUUUGGCUGUCAAAUUUUCAGCAUUUUAAGAUUUACAAUGGAUUCAAGUCUGAAGUGCUAAAAUGAUUAAUUGAUAUCUGUUUCAAGUUAAAUAUGAAAGGAUACUGGAAUUUGGCACCUAGACGAGACGUUUCAAGCACUGACAGCAAAAGCAUUAAUAGCCAGAUAUGCCAUUCAGAGUAAGUGUGUUUGAAGUCAAGUGUUGUAGAAACGGGCUCAAACAAAACAGUUUCCAGGAUAAAUCAUCCCUCACCUGCUCUUCAGUGUUUGGAACAUUUGACCUUUGACUUCAUCCUUGAAGUAAACCAACAACAUCUGAUAUGAAUUAAAUUAGAAAGGAUCUUGCUCAAACCAAUCUCCGCUGUCUUCACAGCUUCACAUUUGGAGUUCCUUAUUCCGACCUAUGUUUAUGCACCUUGUUUUUUGUCACAAAUCCGAUAUUGUAACUGCUGUCCAAAGAGUACAUGAAACCUUGAAACAAUCUUCUGCUAUGUGCAAUAUUUCUCAGGCUAUCCAGUGACAAAACUUUGAGUCAUUUUUAUGAGGAAGCAUGAAGGCACUGUAAAAGUAUAUAUAAACAUGAUAUUCAGAAUUUGUAAUGUGCAUAUAUAUAUAUAUCUGGUUAAACCAUCGUGCAA